CCUUUUGUUUGUUAGAGAGAGGAUCUUUCUUUUCAAGUGGAAAAGGUUAUAAAGAUCAAAAAUACUUUAAUGCAAAAAAAACAUCCAUUCACAUGAUCAUUUGUUAACAUCAUCAAAUUUAUAGUUUUAGACUGAGAUUUCAGAGCACUUUUCUUUCUUCUUAGCAGGUUUCAAAGCCACCUCUUCUUGUCUUCUCUCUCUGCCCACCAAACCCAUUAAAAAAUUAGUAUAAGAAUAUUUGGUAUUGUAUUUGUACCUCCUUUGUUAGCUCCGUAGAUCAUCGCAGCAGUGAUUUUAUUGUUUAGAAGCUUUGUUAUUGUGAUUUUGUUUUUAUUUGUUUAAAUCCUUCGAGAUCUUCGUUUUUCCACCUUUUGACAUAUAGAAUAGGAAGUCAUAAAAAGACUAGCUUUUUAUAUAUAUUUCUUGUUGAACUCUCCUCUUUUUGUUCUUGAUCUUCAAGGGUUCGUUGUUUUGAGUUUUUCUUGUGCUUACCCUUUAAACCCUUUUUGAUUUUAGUUUAUAAAUUCGGAGUUUUUUCAUUAUGAUUUGCACUGUUAAGCAAUCUGCUUUAUUACCAACGAUCAAUGGAUCUGAAACCAUUUUUCGCCGAAAAAACCCGUUCACAACACAGAGAUCUUUGUUUUUGCCUUCUCUUCCAGCAAAGAAGAGCCCAAAAACUGUUCUUGCUGUGUCAAAACCUUUACAUGUCUCUUCAAUUGAAUCUUUUGCACUACCAAAACCCCAGAAGGAAUCGUUGAUCACAUGUAAGGCCUAUGAGGCAGACCGAUCGCAGCCAAUAGAUGCAGCGGAGACGAAAUCAGAGGCUGCGAGGAAGGUCAAAAUUGGAAUUUACUUUGCAACAUGGUGGGCUUUGAAUGUUGUGUUCAAUAUUUACAACAAGAAGGUGUUGAAUGCGUUUCCCUUUCCAUGGUUGACCUCUACGCUUUCUCUUGCUUGUGGAUCUCUUAUCAUGCUUGUAUCUUGGGCAACAAGGAUUGCUGAGGCACCUAAGACUGAUUUUGAGUUUUGGAAGACUUUAUUCCCUGUUGCUGUGGCACAUACAAUUGGGCAUGUAGCUGCAACGGUGAGCAUGUCAAAAGUUGCUGUUUCAUUUACCCAUAUCAUCAAGAGUGGUGAACCAGCUUUCAGUGUCUUGGUCUCAAGGUUCAUCUUGGGUGAGAGCUUCCCUGCUGGGGUUUACAUGUCCCUAAUUCCAAUUAUUGGUGGUUGUGCACUUGCUGCUGUUACUGAACUCAACUUCAACAUGAUUGGUUUUAUGGGGGCUAUGAUCUCCAACUUGGCUUUUGUUUUCCGGAACAUAUUUUCAAAGAAAGGCAUGAAGGGGAAAUCUGUUAGCGGAAUGAACUACUAUGCUUGCCUCUCUAUGCUUUCUCUCUUGAUUCUUACACCUUUUGCUAUUGCUGUGGAGGGACCGCAGUUGUGGGCAGCAGGAUGGCAAACGGCGGUCUCACAGAUUGGACCACAUUUUGUAUGGUGGGUGGUGGCUCAAAGUGUGUUCUAUCAUCUAUACAAUCAAGUGUCAUACAUGUCCUUGGAUGAGAUCUCUCCCUUGACAUUUAGCAUUGGUAACACUAUGAAACGUAUAUCUGUCAUCGUCUCUUCUAUUAUCAUUUUCCACACCCCUGUCCGGCCAGUCAAUGCUCUUGGAGCCGCCAUUGCUAUUCUUGGAACCUUCUUGUAUUCCCAGGCUAAGCAGUGAUAACACGUCGGCACGAUUAAACAUUCAUCAUGUAACCUAAAUGAUGAGACAAAUUGUGUCAAGAACGAAGAAGGUUCGGCUUAAGGUUCGGCUUAGAAGUUGAAAGUUGCUGUCUUUUAGGAUGCGAUACUGCUGGUUUUUGGAUCGAUGAACCAGCCUUGUCUUUCUGUAGAUAUAAUAAACUACAUAACGAGCGGUACUGCUCGUAUAUAAGUCAUUAUUACUGAGUUUUUCUUAUUUUAGUGAGGCUGGGUAGAAAAUGUUCAAUAAAAACUUUGGACAAAUGUCCAAAUCUUGUCUGUUUCGACGACAAACUUGAAUAAAAUUUUGGUAUUGGUAUUGAAA
Molecule: messenger RNA, 2065 nt
Organism: Jatropha curcas
Lineage: Eukaryota; Viridiplantae; Streptophyta; Magnoliopsida; Malpighiales; Euphorbiaceae
Gene: GPT1
Product: glucose 6-phosphate/phosphate translocator 1
Biological process (GO): transmembrane transport
Cellular component (GO): membrane
Molecular function (GO): transmembrane transporter activity
Source: RefSeq, a predicted model, not a curated record